Messenger RNA from Mastomys coucha (southern multimammate mouse), 1584 nucleotides. It is a transcript of the gene Mrpl34, whose product is annotated as mitochondrial ribosomal protein L34. Gene Ontology annotation, cellular component: mitochondrial large ribosomal subunit; ribosome. The transcript is spliced from 3 exons. Gene Ontology annotation, molecular function: structural constituent of ribosome. Gene Ontology annotation, biological process: translation. The record is from RefSeq and is a predicted model, not a curated record. Bases 1028 to 1306 code for a protein of 92 amino acids. Lineage: Eukaryota; Metazoa; Chordata; Mammalia; Rodentia; Muridae.
CAUCACGGCCUAAGCACCGCUGAUGUGAUGAUGGUCAUUAAAUACCCCGCCCGUGGUGGCCCCGGAUGCACGUGAGGGAAAAGCAGGCCGUGCACCUCAUCUCUAAGGCUGUGGAACCCCGACUGUGGAGGCCUUUCUUAAAGCGCAGCGCCAGACCCAGCCCGACCCGCUUCUCCCUGGAGUCAGUCACCCCCGCGGCGGGGUCAAGGCCACCGGGUUUCCGCAACGUCCUAGCAGUGCGAAUGCGGAGCUUGGCGGUUAUCCACCCCCGCACCCCACCCCUCCCCCUCAGUGGAGGCCUGGCAGCCAGGCACAACUGGCCGUUUUAGAGAGUGGGUUAGGACUAUGAACUUCAGAGAUGCUGGUGUGCACGGCUUCCUGUGGCUGCUGGCCUGGUUCCUGGCUGCUGGACAUCUUCCUUAGAGCCAUGGAGGGUGUGUGAACAGGAGUCCAGAUCUGAGCUGCAGGAAGAAAAUUCCCCCAGGCCAGCCUGAAAGAUUAAACUAACCAGGACAAAUUCACGACGCAGGAGUUUUCCAGAUUACGAAGAGCUGGGACUCAAGGACAUCCGGGCUGCACGCCAAGAGAAGUCUUGGCUGCCGGCGCCGAGAAGCUGCCAGCCUGCUGCAUGCCAGCUGCCCGUCUCCAAUGAAGGCAGCUGAAAAGGCCAGCAGCCAGUUUCCCGGACUGCUGCCAAAGUCGUCACUAUCACUCUGGGGCGCCCUCUACCAGUGGCCGAGGCGAAGAACUACAACUCCCAGAAGAUCAGGGGGAUGGAAUGUCAUACGCACGCGCAGGAGUCUACACUCGUACACCAUCUCCUGGUCAUUUUAGAGAACUACACGCCACUGACGACAAACAUUCCCCCCGCCCCCGCCAUUGUCACCUGCAGGAGUAGAACUACAACUCCCGGAAUGCCCCCGCGGCAACACGUGGAACUACAUUUCCCAGAAGGCAUUGUCAAGGAGCCCGGCGUGAAGGAACUGGGGUCGACCCGGACGACCCGGCCAGUGACCGGCCACUGGACAUGGCUUUCCUAGCCCGGUGUUUUGGGUACCAGGCCUGCAGAUCGGUGGCCCUACUGAGUGGCAGGUAUCUCCAGUCCAGGGUCUGGAUGGGGCUCCCGGACGCCUGGCCCCUCCUUUCCCUGCAGCCGGCCCGGGGCCGCGCGCGCGGAAACGAGUAUCAGCCGAGCAACAUCAAGCGCAAGCACAAGCACGGCUGGGUCCGCCGGCUGAGCACGCCUGCCGGCGUGCAAGUCAUCCUCCGUCGCAUGCAGAAGGGCCGCAAGUCCCUGAGCCACUGAGGAGCGCCACGCCGCGGGGAGUAGACUCAGUCGCCGGUAGAGUUGCCCGAGGGCGAGACGUUGGGGCGAGCUGAAAGUGGGAGUCUGUCCCUUCGCAGGUUUUUAGACUCAUCCCACGUCGACGGCUGCUUACGGACCACCAGCACCUGCGAUAUCUCAUCCGUUUCUGUGCUAUAUUUGAAAGCUUCUUUGCAAGACAGGCUCAUUAAAACACUGAUACCACUCCCAGCCAUUCCAAAGUAUUACCAACUUGAUAAUAAAUAUUCAGGUUUCUUGUA